Messenger RNA from Olea europaea var. sylvestris, 2227 nucleotides. RefSeq names its product serine/threonine-protein kinase D6PK-like. NCBI's taxonomy places the organism in Eukaryota, Viridiplantae, Streptophyta, Magnoliopsida, Lamiales, Oleaceae. Bases 284 to 2227 code for a protein of 647 amino acids. The transcript has 3 exons. Gene Ontology annotation, molecular function: ATP binding; protein serine/threonine kinase activity. Gene Ontology annotation, cellular component: nucleus; plasma membrane; cytoplasm. The record is from RefSeq and is a predicted model, not a curated record. Gene Ontology annotation, biological process: protein phosphorylation.
CCGCGUUGGCCUUUUGCUUUGCUUUCUGGUGCCUCCACCUUUGCUUCUCAACUUUCCUUCUUCUUCUUGUUCAUUUUCUUCGCUAAAAUAAAUUUCACCCAUUAAACCAUACAUUUAUAAUCUCGCAAUGGAUCAAUCGUUAUUAUUUUCAAUUUAAUUUCUAGUUUUGAUCCGAUCUGGAAAGAACCCACAAAUUCUAGCCACUUUAUCAGUGUUUUUCGAAGAUUUUCCUUCAAGAAUAAUGAUAAACUGUUCUUUAAUCUGCAUUCUCUAAUAAGUGCCUAUGUCGACGAACUUAAAAGAUUCACUCGUUGAGGGUACUUCACUGCCUGUGACUCCCGAAGCGGCAAUUUCUGUUGAGUAUCUUCCUCCUUCUGUCAUUGAGACUAGUCGUCCUCCUCUUGUGCGAUCUAUUAAACAACAUAGAUAUGAAGUCUGCUCGUCUGGAUCUAAUGCGAUACCUACAGAUCCAGAGAUGAAGAAAACUUAUACUCGAGCAGAUUCCAUGAUCAGUUCAAUAUGCUCCUAUAAAUCAUCCCAUUUCAGCAUGCAGAAGGAUGAUGCAUCUGAUUUGUUUACAGCACAGUUGAGAUCAAAUAAUGGAAAAAAGCAAAUUCCGGGCAGUGGCAAUGGCAAUGGCAAUGGCAAUGGACAUGAAGAAAUGGGAGAGGAUUCAACUCGGGAGCAGGCUUUGACAUUGGAUAGCAAAGAUUAUAUCCCACAUCCUGUUGAUGAGACCGAGAAUUCCCAUUCUAAUGACCUUUUGGAACCUGUGGAUUUCUCUUUGUAUUCUGCAGCUAAAGGAGCUAUUGAGCUUUUAAACGACAACUUGCCAUCUAAAUCAGGAAAUAGAUACUGCUCGAGUCCUCAAAACAGUUUUUACUCAGCACAGUACGUGGAAGCCAAACAGAGCUUUACAAACACUGAAGUUAGUGAAUGUGCGAGCAGUGUCAAGAAGUCUGGUAAAAGUGGGGAAGUUAGCAACUUGUGUGAUUAUAUGGAGAGUGGGAAAACGAGUAUCCAUAGAGGCAGCACGAGCAGCGAUGUUAGUGAUGAGAGCUGCUCAAGUAGUUUCAGUAGUGCUAUGUACAAACCACACAAAGCAAACGACACAAGAUGGGAAGCAAUUCGAGCAGUCCGAUCUCGUUAUAAUGGAUCAUUGGAAUUAAAGCAUUUCAGAAUGUUGAAGAGAUUGGGAGGUGGUGAUAUAGGCAGUGUUCAUCUAGCAGAAUUGAUUGGAACAAGAACUUAUUUUGCCAUGAAAGUGAUGGAUAAAGAAGCUCUGGCAAGCCGGAAGAAACUUCCCAGAGCUCAGACGGAAAAAGAAAUUUUGCAAUCCCUGGAUCAUCCGUUUCUCCCCACGCUAUAUACUCAUUUUGAGACAGAGAAAUUCUCUUUUCUGGUCAUGGAGUACUGCCCCGGGGGAGAUUUGCAUGCACUUAGGCAGAAACAACCCGGGAAGUUUUUCCCAGAGCAUGCUGCCAGAUUUUAUGUGGCCGAAGUCCUCCUCGCUUUAGAGUAUCUGCACAUGCUCGGGAUCAUUUACAGAGAUCUUAAACCAGAGAAUAUUUUGGUGAGAGAAGAUGGGCAUAUAAUGCUUUCAGAUUUCGACCUCUCAUUGAGGUGCGCUGUGAGCCCGACACUCGUCAAAUUCUCAAAUUCUAGCUCGAAACCAAAGAACUCGGGAUACUGCAUUGAGCCUUCAUGUGCCAUCCAGUCUGCUUGUAUUCAACCCACAUGUUUUGCACCACGGUUCAUAAGCAAGUCCAAGAAAGAGAAGAAGUCCAAACCAAAGUUAGAAAUAAAUAAUCAAGCGAAUCCUCUUCCAGAACUUUUAGCCGAACCUACAAGCGCUCGAUCGAUGUCCUUUGUGGGUACACACGAAUACCUGGCUCCUGAAAUUAUCAAAGGCGAAGGCCAUGGCAGUGCAGUAGAUUGGUGGACAUUCGGGAUCUUUCUAUACGAGCUUCUGUUCGGGAGAACACCUUUCAAGGGAGCAGCGAACAGGGCUACUUUGUUUAAUGUUGUUGGACAGCCUCUAAGAUUUCCAGAGUCGCCUACAGUUAGCUUCGCUGCACGAGACUUGAUCCGAGGUUUGCUGGUGAAAGAACCACAGCAUCGCCUCGCGUAUAGACGUGGAGCUACAGAAAUCAAACAGCAUCCAUUUUUCCAGAGCGUGAAUAUUGAACUACUUCGUCUAAAAUUCAGUUUGAUGAUGUGUAUUUAA